AUGACGGCCGCUGCGAGCGGCGGGGCGUCGCCGUCCGCGGAGGUGCCUUGGGAGGAGGCCGAGCGGUUCGUCAACGCGUGGGUCGAGCAGCAGGACUUCACCGUCACCAACGUCGCGGCCGGCCUCGCCCCGCAGGACGCCAUCGUCGUGGACGUCGACACCUUGCUCACGCUCGCCGUCAGCGCCAGCGGCUGGCAUGAGUGCUUCUCCCGGGCUGCUGCCUUCGGGGCAGAUGACAAGGACGGCCUGCCCCGCCUGCGCGCGUUCCAGCCGCUGGCGGUCGUCUACGAGGCCGAGCGCAUCCUCUGGAGCCUCACCGAGGCCACGGUGUGCAAGCUCCACCUCGUGUCGUGCAGCGCCCACGACGCGCUGUACGCCACGGUCCCGCUGCUCCAGGCCACGCGCCGCGCGCUCCUCGCGCACCUGCACGCCGUGGUGCGCAGCGCCGCGUCCUGCGCCCCCGAGGACCCCGAGCGCGUGCGCAUCCACGCGCCCAUCUCCGACGGCCUCGGCCCCGCGUGGCGCGGCCUGCUGAACGACGUCGCGGCGCCGCUGGUGGUCAUGGACGACCUGACCUUCCUCGAGGGGAGCGGGAGCGCCGAGGUCGCGCGCCUGCACUUCCUGCGCGCGAUCCAGAUGAUGGCCGCCGUCGCCAUCGACGUCAAGGUCGCGCGCGUGUCCCCGCGGGCCAUCGACAUUGGCACCACGACCGGCAUCGUGGCCGAACAGUCCAUCCGCGCGUGGCAGCACCGCAACAAGUACGCCAUCGAGCGCAGCGAGGCGGAGAAGCGCGAGUACGUCGACGUGCACGCCGAGCUCCACGGCGGCGCGCUUGCGUGGGCCGCCCGCGUGCUCGAGGGCGCGGCUGGCGGGGUGCCGGCCGACCUGCAGGGCGCCGCCGCGGACGCCAUGUCGCGCGCGCAGCCGCCCGCCGCGCACUCGGGCCGCGCGCUCGCGGCGGUGGGCCUCGCGGCGGCCGCGGCCAUGCGGCGCUGGAGCGAGGGGCCGCUCGGCGACGCGGGCGCGGACGCCGGCGCGCUCGAGGCCGGCGGCGCGCUGCUGUUCCGCGCGCUCGCCGCGCCCCUGGGGGCCGCGUUCGCGGCGGUGGUGGCCGACGUGGCGCUGGGCGGCGCCUCGAAGCUGCUGGCCGCGAGCGGGGGCGCGAAGGACUUCCUGGCGGGCUGCGGCGACGUGCUGGACGGGCGCGUCCUGCACCGGCUGCUCGUCGGCAGCCUCGAGCUCACCGACGCCGAGAGCGCGGCGGCGGCACAGCUGCUCAAGGGCGCGGGGCUCGUCGCGCAGCUCCCGCAGGACCUGCGCGGCGUGCGCGACGCCGUGGUGCAGCUCGGGCGGUCGGUGGCGCCCUCGACGCAGAUCUACCCCGCGGCGGCCGACAUGGCGGACGCCGACCACCAGGCCGGGGACGCGGGGCGCCUGCAGGUCGACCACCUGGAGCCGAUCGACUUCGCGCGGCACCGCACGAUCCCGCUCGCGAAGUACAUCUACGAGGGCAGCGAGGCCGGGAAGGCGCAUGCGGUCAACGGCGCGGCGGGUGCAACCCCCGCCAAGGCGAAGGCGACCCCCAGCAAGCAGGCCAAGGCCCCGGCGCCCGCCGACGAGGUGCCCGACUCGUGGGACGACGACGACGACGACGACGCGGGCGGCGCGAACGGCGCGCCGGCGGUCGUGGAGCCCGCCGAGCUGGACUCGUGGGAGGACCUGGACGGCGACGACGUGCAGCCCGCGGUGCCGGGGGUCGAGGCGGACUCGUGGGAGGACCUGGACGAGGACGACGUGGCGCCGAGCAAGCCCGCGGAGAAGAAGCCCGCGCCCCCCUCGGCUGCGGAGGUGUCGCACGGGGGGGAGUUCCCGCGCACGUUCAACAAGGCGGCGCACAGCCACAAGCUGCGGCCGCUGAUGGACCGCGAGAUCAAGUCGAACAACUACCGGCAGAACCAGCAGAAGCAGCUGGAGCAGAUCGAGGCGAUGGCGCGCUCGCUGGCGCCGCUGGAGGGCCGCAAGCUGAGCGCGCUGCACCACUUCCACCCCGAGGAGCCGGUCAAGCGGUGGGGGGAGCACCCGACGAUGGGGCAGGCGAGCAAGACGAACAAGCACGUGGUGACGGCGCGCGCGACGGCGGAGGUCGAGGAGGAGGUGCAGAAGCUGGAGCAGAAGCUGCGCGUGCAGUGGCAGCCCGCGCGGAUGCUCGCGGAGCUGGACUCGAUGCCCGCGACGACGGUGCCUGCGCGGGUGCUGCGCGACGGGCAGUGGGUGGCGCUGCGCGGCAAGGUCGAGAACGGCGCCGUGUCGGACGCGGACAUCCUGUGGCGCGGGCUCUCCAUCAUCCAGCUCGCGAUCGACGGGUGCGCGGGCAAGUCGCUCGAGGCCGUCACGCGCAGCACCGUGUCCGCGGAGCUCCUCAAGUCCGGCUCCUGCGCGGAGGCCCUGGCCAAGAUCCGCUCCACGCUGCAGGCCCACGGGUUCGGCAGCGUGCUCCAGCAGCUGGACGCCGUCCUGGGCGACCUGGCGCCGCGGAAGCUGCUCGCGAAGGAGCCGCAGGAGGUGUCGCGCGUCGUGCGCGCCGCGAUGACCGCGGAGGAGGCGGACGCAGACCGCCUGGCGCGCCUGCAGAUGGGCGAGCUGGGCUACAAGCUGCCCCGGAACCUCGGGAACGCGCCGGACCCGCACGGGCGCGUCGCGUUCCGCCCGGACCCGUGGCAGCGCGACCUGCUGGACGUGGUGGACCGCCGGCAGUCGGCCAUCGUGGUGGCGCCCACGUCGGCGGGCAAGUCGUUCAUCUGCUACUACUGCAUCGCCAGCAUGCUGCGGUACCACCCGAAGCGCGCGAAGAAGUACGAGGACCCCGAGGCGAAGCGCCUCGCCGCGCAGCCGGACCCGCCGCUGUGCGUGUACGUGGUGCCCACCAAGGCGCUGGCCAUGCAGGUCAUGGCCGACCUCGUCGCGCAGUUCGGCGAGGCGCGCAACGAGAUCGUCGCGGGGCUGUGGGACCGCGACAUGCGCAUCAACGAGAACGCGUGCCGCUGCCUGGUCACCGUCCCCGAGAUGCUCCAGCUGAAGCUGCUCAACCCCGUGCAGGGGCCGGCGUUCGCCGCGCGCCUCCGCUACGCCAUCCUCGACGAGAUCCACUGCAUGGACAAGGACCGCGCCGCGUACCAGCGCGUCCUGCAGGCCAUGGACUGCCCCAUCCUGGCCAUCUCCGCCACCAUCGGCAACCAGCAGGAGCUCGUCGACUGGGUGCGCGGCCUCAAGGGGCCCGGCCCGGGCCUCUCCACCGUCGUCCGCGCGGACGGCCAGCCGCCCGUCGUGCAGGUCCCCGGCUCGAUCGAGAUCACGUCGGGCGCCGAGCUACGCCCCGAGGAGCGCGCCGCCGUCGCGCGCAGCCUCGGCACGUCGAUGCAGGAGGUCGCCGCCAUGAAGCAGCUCCCGGAGCCCUUCGUGCGGGACCGCGUGCCGGAGCGGUGGGUCCAGCUCGACUACCUGUCGUACCAGAGCGGGGGGCUCCUCGACGAGAUGCACCCGCUCGCCGCGCACCGCCUCCCGGAGCUGUCGCGGCUGCUGAAGCGCGCGCCCGCGGGGGCCAUCGCGCGCACGCUGUCCCCCCGGAGCGGCCUGCAGCUGCUGGACGCCAUGGUCAAGGCGGGCGUGGACCCGGGGGAGCGCGCCAGCACCGUGAUGGGCGAGACCGCGUGGGGCGUGCCGCAGACGGUGGUGCUCACGCGGCCCGAGGCGCGCGGGCUGUGCGAGCGGCUGCUCGACCGGCUGCGCGAGGUGGACCAGGACACGCUGGCGCGCGUGGUGUCGCACCUGCCCGGGGUGCUGUCCGAGGAGCGCAGCGCGGAGCACGACCCGAUCGACCCGAGCAGCGAGGACGCGACCACGAGCGACGCGUACCAGUACCGCGAGAUGGCCGGGCUGAUCGACGCGCUGCACAAGCGCGACCUCCUGCCAGCGCUGGUGUUCUCGUACGCGCAGUGGAAGGUCGACGACUUCCCGCGCGCGAUCAUCGCGUCCCGGCGCGCGCUCCUGACGCCCAAGCAGAAGAAGAAGGUCGUGGAGCUGGAGGCGGCGGCGUGGGAGGCCACGCGGGCGUUCAACGCCUUUUUGUCCAAGCCGCAGCUGUACCGGCAGGACAACGCCGAGACGGACUACGAGGAGCGCGCGGACCCGGAGAGCGAGCGGCUGGCCGAGGCGAUGACGGCGGCGUGGCAGGAGCUGGUGCUGCUCGAGGGCGGCGGGGCGCGCGUGCCCGACAUCACGGGCGAGCUCACGCGCACCAACCUGCAGAAGUACCUGGACCGGGCCUGCGACGAGGAGUCGCGCUACCACCAGCUCCACGGGUACCUCAUGCGCGGGUUCGGGUCGCACCACGGCGCCCACAAGUACGACUACCGCGUGCUGGUCGAGAACCUCUUCCGGCGCAAGGCGCUGCGGGCGGUGUUCUGCACCUCCACGCUCGCAUACGGUAUCAACAUGCCGUGCCGCACGGCGGUCGUCUGCGGGGACUCCCCCUACCUGACGGUGCUGGACUUCCAGCAGGUGUCGGGGCGCGCGGGCCGCCGUGGGAUCGACGACCGCGGCGCGUGCGUGUUCUUCGCGCUCGGCGACCGCCGCGUGCGCCAGCUCAUGACCUCGAGCCUCCCGCCCCUGCGCGUCGGCAUCGCGAUGACCGCCUCGGUCGUGCUCAGCUCCCUGGCCCUCUGCGACCCCUCGUGGAACGGCGCCGCCGACGGGCAGCCGGGCCACGCGCAGCUCGAGCGCGCCGCCAAGCUCCUCACCGCGCCGCUGCAGUCCACGGGCCGCCCCACGGUCCGCCGCGAGUGCGAGGAGCACUUUGCCUACAUGUGCGAGUACCUCCUCCAGCGCGGGCUGGUGGACCGCGCGGGGCACGUGGACCGCUCCAUGGUCUUCCUGCUCUACCUCUGGUGGCAGGACCCGGACAACUUCCUCCUCCACCGCCUCGUCGCGCCGCUGCUGUCGGAGGACGACGCCGGCAGCGCGGGGUCGCUCAUCCGGCGCCUGACCGAGGCCAGCGAGCCCGCGCAGCAGAUCCGCGGGAUCCCCAAGAACGACGCCGCGCUGCCGAAGAAGAAGGCCGAGCGCCAGCAGUUCGAGGCCGAGCGGCGCGGCACCCCGCGCGGCAAGAUCAACGCCGAGUGGCGCACGCUCAAGGCGCCCUGGACGGCGCUCUUCCAGGCCCGGUACACGCCGUCCGCGAACCGCCUGGUCGAGUUCCUCAUCGACGACCGCGAGCUCUUCGAGCACCUCCGCGCCACCGGCGAGCUCAUCCCGGGCAUUGGCGUGUGCGUCCAGGAGACCAAGGAGGGGUCCGCGACGGUGAUGCAGGGCUGGCUCGUGCUGCGCGGCCGCGCGGAGCAGCCCGCCGCGGUGCGCAGCAACCUGCAGCGGAUGAUGCGGUGCCUCGCGUGCCUCGCGAACCGCGUCGAGGUGACGGAGCGCGCGCUGAAGCGGCUGCGGGGCGCGGGCGCGGACAGCGAGGCCGAGCAGAUGAAGCGGCGCAUCCUGCUGCGCGAGCAGUUCCGCGAGGACGACGCCCUCGAGGACCUGCGCCAGAUCGACGAGCUGUUCGCGGGGCACAACGACGACGCGCGCAACGUGGCCCUGCAGUGCAUGCUGGCGGCGUCCACGGAGCUCGGGCCCGCGGACGUCCGCCUGCCGCUGUCGCAGGCCGCGCCCACGCAGCAGGGCGACGCGGGCGAGGGCCCGGGCGCCGCGAUGCACCCGUUCAGCCGCAUGACGGGCCACGGCGCGCAGUUCGGGUCGCUCUCGCACGUGCGCCGCAAGCUGUCGCACAAGCUGUCGCUGCACGAGGGGUCGAUGCCGUACGUGGAGCCGCACGGGGACCGCGCGAGCGCGUACGUGUCGACCUUCUUCCGCAUCCCCUCGGUGAAGCUGCUGGUCGAGGAGGCCAUGGUGGCGCAGAAGGACGAGGACGCGUGGGCGAUGCUGGACGAGUUCGGGAAGACGCUCAAGGCGACGGUCAGCGGGAUGCUGCAGGUCCUGGGCAACAUCGGGCUGUCCUGGAUCAAGGACAAGGCACAGCACUGGAAGGUGCGCGCCGUGCUGAUGCUGGCCUACACCAGCGCCGAGUUCGAGGUCGUCAAGUGGGCGCCGAACGACAGCGCGUCGCUCAAGCCGUUCUAG
Pedinophyceae sp. YPF-701 is the source of this 6183-nucleotide messenger RNA. The record is from the annotation of a GenBank genome assembly. NCBI's taxonomy places the organism in Eukaryota, Viridiplantae, Chlorophyta, Pedinophyceae.